Cuscuta campestris is the source of this 1121-nucleotide messenger RNA. Lineage: Eukaryota; Viridiplantae; Streptophyta; Magnoliopsida; Solanales; Convolvulaceae. The record is from the annotation of a GenBank genome assembly.
GUGUUUGUCUGUGCGAACCAUGGGUGCACCUAUGGUAGCACCCAUAUGGUGCACCCUAGCAUGGUCCAUUUAUAUAUUUAAUGGUCACUUUUUUUGGAGGUACACAAAUUUAUUUUCAUUUUUUCUCCAUGUCAGCAAUAUCGGCUGUUCUUAUCCGACCAGUUUCAGAAUUUUCCUACACCGGAUUCCGAUGUUCGACCCAGAUUCCCGCCUUGAGAACCGUUUUCCUUCCCCGCCAAUCAGUUCGCUGGGCUGGAAGAGCCCUGAAGUCCACCACCAUGACCGGCCCAGUUGCGCCUCGAAUCGAAGCUGAUGACGAGGAUCAGGAGGUUCCGCUUGCGUCGCUCGAACAAGAACCUAUGGUCAAUGGGCCCAUAGUUGCAUCAGGUUUAGGACUUGGAGCCACUCUGAAUAACCUGAGUAAGUGGCUUUUUGCUGUGCUUUUUGGUAUAACUGUGCUCUGGAAACAUGAUGCUCAAGCACUUUGGGCUUCCAUAGGUUCUGUUCUCAAUUCUCUACUAUCACACAUCCUGAAGAGACUAUUGAACCAGAGACGGCCAGUUCCCACCUCAAGAUCGGAUCCUGGAAUGCCGUCAUCUCAUGCACAGUCAAUCUUCUACAUUGUCACAUAUACUAUUAUCACAGUGAUAGAGUCCUUUGGAAUGAAUGGACUCACAGCAGCACUUGGUGGGCUUGUCUAUGCACUUAGUUGUUAUUUUUCAUGGCUACGAAUUUCACAAAAGCUUCAUACAACUAACCAAGUGCUUGUGGGUGCUACAAUAGGGCUUGGCUUUUCCCAUUUCUGGUUCUGGUUAUGGAAUGCAAUUAUGUUCAAGGCAUUUGAAUCCUUGUUUUGGGUCCAUUUUAUUGUUGUUCUUGCUGCAGCUGUCUUAUGCACCGGCUUUCUCGUUUAUGUUCUCAAGUACUGGAUUCUUUAUUCGGAGGUAUAGGAGGAGGACCACGAUGCACAAAUGGGUGCUCGACAUCCAAAAUUGGGUAACAACUACAGGUGCGUCAAAUUUCUGUCCGACGUUGAAGGGCCUUAAAACGAGGGGUAAUAUAGAUAGGAACUUGCUUGGUUCAUGUCAAUAAGGUCCAUCGGAGAGUGCAGAAGUUGGUGG